Molecule: messenger RNA, 11072 nt
Organism: Myodes glareolus (Bank vole)
Lineage: Eukaryota; Metazoa; Chordata; Mammalia; Rodentia; Cricetidae
Source: RefSeq, a predicted model, not a curated record
CUCCGCGCAGGCGCGCGCUGCUCUGCUGGGCACGGCUUGGCACGGGCGGCUUUUCCCUGGCUGGGUCUGGGCGGCUGGGCUUGGACGGCCGUGGAGGCGCUCAGCUGCACCAUGUUCCUGCACUCAGUCAACCUCUGGAACCUGGCUUUUUAUGUCUUCAUGGUGCUUCUGGCCACCCUGGGGCUGUGGGAUGUCUUCUUCGGCUUCGAGGAGAACAAGUGCAGCAUGAGCUACAUGUUUGAGUACCCCGAGUACCAGAAAAUCGAACUCCCGAAGAAGCUGACAAAACGCUAUCCAUCCUACGAGCUCUAUCUGUACGGAGAAGGGUCGUACGCCGAAGAGCACAAAGUUCUCCCUCUGACAGGAAUUCCCGUUCUCUUCCUUCCUGGGAAUGCUGGCAGCUACAAGCAAGUCCGCUCCAUCGGCUCCAUCGCGCUGAGAAAAGCGGAGGACAUCGACUUCAAGUACCACUUCGACUUCUUCAGCGUGAACUUCAACGAGGAGCUGGUGGCGCUGUACGGCGGGAGUCUUCAGAAGCAGACCAAGUUCGUGCAUGAAUGCAUCAAAACAAUUCUCAAACUGUACAAGGGUCAAGAAUUUGCUCCCACAAGUGUGGCAAUAAUUGGUCAUUCUAUGGGCGGCCUCGUUGCCAGAGCAUUGCUUACACUGAAGAACUUCAAGCAAGAUCUGAUCAACCUUCUGGUCACCCAGGCCACUCCUCACGUGGCCCCCGUGAUGCCCUUAGACCGCUUCAUCACGGAGUUCUAUAUGACUGUAAACAACUACUGGAUUUUAAAUGCUCAGCACAUAAAUCUGACUACGCUCUCCGUGGCUGGAGGCUUCCGGGAUUACCAAGUCCGUUCCGGACUGACUUUUCUGCCAAAACUAAGCCAUCAGACCAGUGCCUUAUCUGUCGUGAGCUCAGCAGUGCCUAAGACCUGGGUCUCAACAGACCAUCUCUCCAUCGUGUGGUGUAAGCAGUUACAGUUGACCACAAUCCGAGCCUUCUUUGAUCUCAUCGACGCCGAUACCAAGCAAAUAACUCAGAAACCUAAGAAGAAGUUCUCGGUGUUGAAUCACCACUUCAUAAGACACCCAGCGAAGCAGUUUGAGGAAAACCCAUCAAUUAUUUCUGACUUCACAGGGUCAUCCAUGUGGGUUCCAGUGAAAGUGGCCAAAUGGUCCUACGUGGCUUUUAAUAACUCUGAUAAGACUUAUUUUGCGUUUCCUCUCGCGAGUCACAGGAAGAGCUAUAGCCAUGUCUACUGCCAGAGCACCAUGCUGGAUACAAAUAGUUGGAUUUUUGGCUGUAUAAACAGCACAUCCAUGUGCCAGCAAGGGGUUGAUUUAUCAUGGAAAGCUGAACUGCUGCCGACAAUCAAGUCUCUGACGCUAAGGCUCCAAGACUACCCAUUUCUGUCGCACAUUGUUAUCUACGUCCCGCCUGUCCACGGAAGUAAGUUUUUCAUAGACUGUGAAUUCUUUAAAAAAGAAACGAGAUCCAUACAGCUUCCUGUAACUCAUCUUUUUUCCUUUGGAUUGUCUUCAAGGAAGGUGAAAUUAAAUCUAAGCGGCCUGUACUACAAUAUAGAGCUGCUGAACUUUGGACAGAUAUACCAAGCUUUUAAAGUCAAUGUGGUGAGCAAGUGCUCCGGAGGCAAAGAAGAAAAAACCAGUAUCUAUAAGCUUCAUAUUCCCUGGUCUUACGAAGAUUCUCUAACCAUUGCACAGGUUCCGUCUUCCACAGAAAUUUCUCUGAAACUUCACGUUGCUCAGCCGGAAAACGACAGCCACGUGGCGCUGUUGAAAAUGUACACGUCAUCAGACUGUCGGUAUGAGGUGACAAUUAAGACUUCCUUUCCACAAAUACUUGGACAGGUAGUUAGAUUUCACGGUGGAGCUUUUCCCGCCUACGUGGUCUCUAGCAUCCUGCUUGCUUAUGGAGGACAGUUAUAUUCUCUCUUCUCAACAGGUUAUUGCUUAGAAUAUGCAGCCAUAUUGGAUAAAGAGGCCAAACCAUACAAAGUGGACCCUUUUGUGAUUAUGAUUAAGUUUUUGUUGGGGUAUAAAUGGUUUAAGGAGUUAUGGGAUGCGGUGCUAUUACCGGAAUUAGACGCCAUCGUUCUAACCAGUCAGAGUAUGUGUUUCCCUCUGGUGUCCUUGAUUCUCUUUCUGUUCGGGACUUGCACCGCAUACUGGAGUGGUCUGCUCUCUUCCACGUCUGUGCAGCUCCUCUCGUCGCUGUGGCUGGCUCUCAAAAGACCUGCUGAACUUCCCAAAGAUGUCAAGGCGAUGUCCCCAGACUUGCCUGUGUUGACAGUUGUCUUUCUCAUAGUGAGCUGGACCACCUGUGGGGCUUUCGCCAUACUACUGUCUUACCUGUACUAUGUGUUUAAGGUUGUCCAUCUGCAAGCCAGCCUCACGGCGUUUAGGAGCAGCCAGCCAGUGAAUCCCAAGCACUCGAGAAGAAGUGAGAAAAAGUCCAACCACCACAAAGACUCGUCGGUGCAGAGUCUCCGCCUGUCUGCUCAGGACGCCGAGGACAGUCUGCGCAUGCACGGCACCGUGAUUAACCUGCUGACCUGGGUGGUACUGCUCAGCCUGCCGUCGCUGAUCUACUGGUUAAAGAACCUUAGGUAUUAUUUGAAACUUAAUCCCGACCCAUGCAAACCCCUGGCGUUUCUCCUUAUUCCGGCUAUAGCAAUUCUUGGAAACACUCACACAGUUUCGGUAAAGUCAAGUAAAUUACUGAAGACGGCGUCACAGUUUCCGCUCCCCCUGGCCGUGGGCGUGGUCGCUUUCGGCUCCUCCCACUUGUACAGGGUCCCGAGUUUCGUCGUCAUCCCGCUUCUGUUCCACGCCCUGUGCAACUUCCUGUAAGCCGGGGCUGAGCGGACCGGUGAUACCGUGAGCGCAGCCCCACCAGCCGGCACAGCGAGGUCCUUCGGAGAAGACGCGUCUAUUUUUACAGUAUUGGAAAAUAGGAAAUUAGUUUUGUACCGCGUGAGGAAAGUCGUCGAAGCGUGGUUUCGUUUUGUGACGGUAGCGUCCGUGUUCUCGUCGUACCUGAGGAAUGAGCGAGGGGGACUUGUGUACAUAACCAACUAGCUUUCAUCAGCCAUGCCGGGGAAGCUUCUAGAGACUGAGUCGAUGCGGUGUUGUUUGUAGUCUCCCGCGGAACUUUGGCUGGCUUCGUCAGACUUGGAUUGGAAAGUGGGUUUUUAUGUUUGCUCUAACUGACAUAUUCAAGAAUAGGUCUUAAAAGGUUGUUCAGAGUCACAAUUGUUUCUCAGACGUGAGACAGUCGUGAAGGAGGCUUUGGGCAGUCUUUGGCAACCAUGGGGAGCAAAGCUAGAUCUGUCUUCUUACAUCUAUGAAAAAGAGUCUCAGAGGGAGACCUUUUUGUUAGCUACUAGACUUCAGAUUCAAAGCAACGACUUUUCUUGAACCUUUAAACACGAGUCCUGCUGUGCAGUCGAAUGUUAAAAGCAAGAAAGAGAUCUACCGAAAGUCUAUUAUCAAAAGACUUUUCCGGUGGGCACCACAUUGGCACAGUCUGUUUCUGCUUCUGUUUAAGUCAGUGCCCAUGGUUGCCAAAAGUGCCUCUGGUAAUGAUAGGGUAUUAAAAUAGCUACCUUCCAGAGCUGAAAUAACUCGGGAUUUGUAUCAUCUCUGGUCUCCUGGGAAGGAGAGAUAUCAACACAAGUAGAGUAUUGCCCUUGAUAGGGAAACAGUAGGCAGCCAUUGCUCCAAGGUACCAAGAAAGUGAGCCCUGCCUGAGCCGGCUUUCACCCUGCCUGAGCCGGCUUUCACCCUGCCAUUGCUCAGUUAACAGAGGAACCCUGGCAGGGUUCACUCCCCGGGACUACCGUUUGGCCAGUGAGGGUAACAUUUUAUUUCAUUUCCAGUUCUCGUUCAAUUCUCAGCUACAGAAAAACAGGAAGGCAGGGAGCUGGAAGAACAGAGUUGCUCUCCGCCUUCUGUUAGGAGAAACUCUGUCUGAGGAAGUCCGGAGGCCCUUAACCUCCACGUGUGUUCUGUAAAUGCCCAAAGUCUCUCCAAUGAAGUCCUCGCGUGUCGGUGAGGUCACGGGUGGACCUGUGAGCACGUGCACUUCUUAGUCCCGGGGACGGCGCUUCAGGAACCAGUCCCGUUUUAUCCGCUCUUGCACCGGGUACCGCAUUGGUACCGUACCGGGUACCACAACCUCUCAGCCGCCACUGCCAGCCAGAAGGCUCCUCCCACACCAGUCACUUCGGCAACUGGCCUUCUCCCCAGGGAGUUCUUCCUUGGGUCUUUCCUGUUUCAGCAUUAGUCAGAGGGUGAUGGUGUUACCACAGGGGUUCGUUAGUUUAUGUGACUCCAUUGCUGUCGUGCCUGGCAUCGUGCUUCUUGGGUAUUCAUAUUCUCGCUCACUAAGACUCCGAAAGGAAAGUAGUUAUAGUAGAUGUGACGGACAUCUUAGUCUCUUGUCUCAGAAAUGUGUCAAACAGAAUAAACUACGCCGUACUGUUCAUUCAGUAUCUGAGCAUGAGCUCAUCAGGACGUACAGUUUUCUCACAGAAUACCACAUACAUACAUACAUACAUACAUGGACAUACCUGCUUCCGUUUUGCCGGGCCUGGGCAGUCUCCAUAUAUCUGCUCUUUCCCACUGUCUGUGAUAUUACAGACGUCUCAACUUACUGGUGGCUGAGUACUUUGGCUUCCUGAAUUUGGGCAUGCAUCUACAAAAUCUUUACAGAAAUCUGGUGUUAGAGACCUUUUUACAGCCGUGGUUAUUUAUGAGUUCUAGGAUCUCCAUGGUUAGCUGGCACUACUAAGUAGGAUGUAGCAAGUUUGAGUUCUUACUCACGAGUGGCACGUUUGUUAUCAGAGCACACUAAUUCUUGCUAGAAUGUUUUUUGUCUGAAAGUAUUUAUUCCCAAGCCCCCAAGUCUUAUUUAUGCCAGCAAAAUAUCUCAGAGAAUCGUGGUCUGGGUCUUUGGCCCAUUGUCACUCUACACGAUCACACAUGAACAUACAAAGACAUGCUCUGACAGAGUCUUCUUCCAGAUACACACUCACACAUGAACAUACAAGGACAUGCUCUGACAGAGUCUUCUUCCAGAUGCACACUCACACAUGAACAUACAAGAACAUGCUUUGACAGGGUCUUCUUCCAGAUACACACUCACAUAUGAACAAACAAGGACAUGCUCUGACAGAGUCUUCUUCCAGAUACACACUCACACAUGAACAUACAAGGACAUGCUCUGACAGAGUCUUCUUCCAGAUACACACUCACACAUGAACAUACAAGGACAUGCUCUGACAGAGUCUUCUUCCAGAUACAUACUCACACAUGAACAUACAAGAACAUGUUUUGACAGGGUCUUCUUCCAGAUACACACUCACACAGGAACAUACAAGGAUAUGCUCUGACAGAAUCUUCAAGUAUUUAGACACAGGUAGCUAGGUAGACUAUCUGAUCGUGAAAACGGCUAUCCCUUAAGAAAAGGGAUGUCCUUUAUCUCAGCAUCUCUUGCUUUUACCUGUCCUGUUCUCAUGUGUUUUAUUACCAUAGUCCCAAUACCAGUUUCACUUGAAUUGGCAGUCAAGUUAGAGAGUAAUACAUCAAAUUUUGAGUUCCACUGUUGUGGUUUCUUUUUUUAGGAAAUUGAGUUUUUUAGUAAGUGUUGUGUUUAUUAAACAACCGGAUUUUUUGCUAGUAAAUAGAUUGGGUAUACAUUAGACUGUUAAGAACAUUGAGUGCUCAGUAUUUCUGAAACACCCUCAUAGAGUUAGUGCUAUUAUAAUUUAGACCUGGUAAUUUUUAAAAAGAUUUGUGUGUGUGUGUGUGUGUUGCUCACUGUGGCCAGAAGAGGGCAGUGUAUCCCCUAGAGCUGGCGCUAGAGGUGGUUGUGAGUUGCUGGACAGAGAUGCUAGGAACCAAACUCAAAUUCUCCAGAACAGCAGCUCUCUUCACUCAGCCAUUCAUCCGGCUCCAGGACCUAGUAAAUCUGAUAGAAAUUAUUAUUGCUGGUGUGUGUGUGUGUGUGUGUCUGUGUGUGUGUGUGUCUGUGUGUGUGUCUGUGUGUGUGUGUGUUUGUGUGUACAUGAGCACAGCAGGGACUGAGUCCAGGGCCUGUGUUUCCUAAGUACUUUCUCUAUCUUUGAAGUAUCCACAGCUAGUCUGGAUUCAUUUAAUGCCAAAAUUAAAUACAUUCUAUUCCUUUCUUGGUUAUCAUGUAUUAAAAACUUUCAGAACUGUGAUUCUAAAGAAACCGUUUGUGCUUGGUUAACACUAAUCUUUGAGGCUGCCUAAUAUAUAUCAAUUAUGUAUUGAUUAGUCUUUUUAAUUCUUUUUGUGUUAUAUUUACAUAAUUUUAGCUGUCUAUAGAGGAUAGUUUAGUUGUUGUUGUCUUCUCGAGGCAAGGUUUCUUUGGUAGCCUUGGUUGUCCUAGAACUAGCGCUGUAGCCAAGGCUAGCCUUGAAAUCAUAGAGACCCAUCUGCCUCUGCCUCCCAAGGACUGGGAUUAAAGGCAUGUGCCACCACUGCCCAGCAAAUGAAUAACUUUUAUCUAGUGAACUAUAAAAUAUUAUACAGUAAGGAAAAAGAAAUAACUCCAGGAAAUCAGCCUGCUGUACAGUUGCUAUUACAUUGUCGUGUGUGUCGGCAUGACACAUUUUCACAGUGCUCACAAGUUUGUGCAAGGCAGACUGUCUUAUCUACUGUGAAGUCUCUGUACUUUAAAGAAAACUCUUUGGAGUUCUCCCUUACAGCAUGAUGUGUCCAUUUCACAAAGCUUCUUAAUACCUCUGGUGGAAGAUGGCGAAGGGAAAUCAAGGGACGUAGAACUCAGUUUUCAGGAGCUCUUGCAGGCUGCAGGAGGAAGGUGGGACACAGGCCUGGAGAGAUGGCUCAGACAGUGAAGUCCCUGCUGUUUGACUGUAAGGACCCAAGAGCAAAUUCCCAGAAUCCGCAGGAGGAACUGGCUGACCAAUGUGUGCCUCUAAUCCCAGGUCUGAGUGGCAGAGACAGGUAGAUCCUUGCUGCUUGCCGGCCAGCCAGCCUACCUAAACUGGCCUGCUUUGAGCUCAGUAAAAAGACCCUGCCUCAAAAAUUAAGGUGGAAAGUCUCUGAGGAAGACUCCCAGCAUUGUCCUGUGUUGUCCCCUGUGCCCCCCCCCCGCACCUCUCCCUGCACAUACACAAACAUGUACACACACGAAAACACUAAACACUUAGGAGGCGGGGACCCACGAGUACCGUGAGGUAGGCUAGGGCUGCUGGUUCUGGAAUCAUGGGAUAAUCAGGUGGCCUGUAUUUCUCUCCUCAGACGUCAGGUCUGAAUUAAUGCACGGCCUUGUGUGUUUUAGGUUGAUGCAGGAUUUUAGGAUGUUGCCCUUCGACAUUUAGGAAGUGGUCUUAAAAAAAAUCAUUUGGGAAAAUUCCAACAGUAGGCUGAGGCUUUGGGUAGCUAGUUGGUUUUCAUCUGUGUGGACAGUUUGUGAAUUUGGAUAUCGUAGAACAGAGCUUUUGAAGUUUAUCGAGGGUCACACACAAUCCAUUUGGGGAGAAUGACACUUGGCAGUAAUAAAGGGGGCAAGGGAAACUUCUGUGUUGGCGACAUUAGCUCCUCCCAGGAAAGCAGAUGAAGAAAACAUAGGACUCACUCUAGCCGUAAGAUUGAGAGCUGGAAUUUUAUCAUCGCCAAUCCUUUUGCACAAGAAACAUUUAUAAUUCCGCGAUUCUCCACUCUUUCAGCAUGAGGCUUGCCGAGGCAUGGGGAAAUAAGGAAGCCCCGGGGACCUCAUGUUCCUGACUUUACAUAGGGACUGUGGGAAAUGGGAGUCAGAGCAGUUCAAAGAUGCACCAUCAAUGCAUAAACGUCUUCAUUUUUUACAACACAUCAUAAAUAAAUAAAAGCAGAAUUGUACUUGGUUGUCACCUCAUUUGAGGAUGGAAAAGACUCUGGAGAUGGUUGAGACGGGCCUGCUGUUACUCUGUGAGCACGAGGGACGUAACCGCGGCCGGGCCAUGGUGCGCUUCACAGCUGCCAGGGUCUGAGCCACAGCUUGGUCAAACCGUCUGUGACCAGUAAUUAUAAACCAAGAGCCGUUUUCCUUACGUGCUUGGCAUGGCGUGCUGCCCAAACCCACCUGAAGCCCCAGGAAACCAGUCAAUUUCUGACGACUUUGUGUGAACGUGGUAUGUUGUGUCAGAAACAACCUGGAACCCUCCUGUACGUGGUCAGUUUGAAUGCCAGUGAGAAACUCUUUUUACCUGUUGCUGUGUGAUCCGUUAGUGUAACGUUAUCUAUACUCUAACCUUUGUCUCAGAAACCUACAGGGAGCCGUUUUGUGAACUCCAUGUGCUCUUUCAAAUGUUCUGAUUUUUAGUGUUCGUAAGGUAGCGAUGUUACUAUGGCAAAAGUUUGUAGAUCUGUGUAGCCCUACUGACUACUCCAGAGCCUAGUGGCCCGUGUGUUUGUAUUUCAUGUGGUUUGUUCUGUUUCAUUUUGGCCUGUUUACACCCUUUUAUUAGGAAAAUAAAAAAAGAUACAUUUGAAUUCUUUUUAGCAUACUCUGCAUUGGAACUCGUAAGUACUCCCUUGGUUAGCAGAACGUACUUUGCCACCAAAGCUAAAUGAAACUGUAAAGUACCUCUGGAUAUUCAUGCCAAGGAACUUUUCUUAGGAUACUGGGGUUAAAACAAAAGUAAUCUUUUUCAAUAUUUUUCUUCUAGACUUACAAUAAAUGUGUCCAUCGUGAAAACAUACGCCACGCUCUAUUUUUCUUUGAAGCUGUUCAAAGCUUUAGAACGGUGUGCUCUCUUCUCUCUGCUUUCCUGAUAUUGUUGGGUAGAAACUGAAUUCGCUGUCUUUCAGCAGUUAAUUGAAGAAGUCAUCCGAAGUCAUCUGGCUGUGGUCUUACUUUGUGCUGCGAAAAGUGAAUUUUGUACAGUCCAUUUUUUUGGGUCUAGGCCUCUCCCCUUUAUAUACUUGAGAGCUUGCCCUGCGGGCUCUCCUUUGUUUUCUGUAUGUUUCUGUUCAGUCCCAAGUGUUUGUCUGCUAGAUCUACCCAAACACAGUCCAUUGAAGCAAACCUUUGAGCAGGCACCUUAUACCAAAUACUGUGGAAAGCCAGAUACUGACAUUACUUGGUCUUGGUCGAGUAACGGUUAUCCAACUGUUGGGGGCUGUGGAUAGAAAGGUGGUUUAUGAUGAGAGCUGGCCACAGGGGGUGUGUGCUCUCUGGAAGGGGGUUGUCCUCUGUGUGACAUGGCCUUAACCUAAGUAGGAGAUGCCUGUCCGUCCUUAACUUAAGCAGGCUCUGUGCAUGGAGAAACAGGUGUUUGCCAGAAUUCUCAUGCAAAUCUCCCCCUCCCCAUUGUGUGCUUGGGAGAGAGAUCUUCAUUUUUAUUGUGUAUAAACUAGGAAGUUGUGUUGCAUACUUAUAUUUUUUAAAAAUGGGAACUGAGGGGUAUCAUUGUGAAGCGAUACUGUGGUUUCUUCAACCUAGAACUAACUAUAAAUGUAGCAACGUGCCCAAGAUAAACCAGACCAAAACUGAAUACAUAUCAUCACUGUGACCUUGAACUUAUUUGGGAUAAAACAGACUGUGCCUUAAAGAUGAUGAAGCAACGCCCUGCGAUUUUGUAUCUCGAUAUCUCACUGUGGGCGGCCUUCUCAAAUUCCUCUCAAAUCCUUUUCUUUCAAGUGGCUGAAAUUAUAAGUCUUAAGUAUAAAUUGGCCCACACCUCCUUUAGGGUCCGCACAGCCGUUUUUCUUGAGACCUCCUUUAAUUUCCAGAGCUGCUUUUUGUUGUUCGAUUUUUUUUUAAAAAAAAAUUGAUUUAGUCUUAAUAUAUCUGGGAAAUUAGGUUUGGCUGCAGUUUCUGGGGGAAAUGUUUUAAGGGAUAGUCACGGCCCUCCUGUUUCUAAACUUAUUGAAUAGAUAAAAAUUAAUCCUUGAAAUGUAUUUUUGUCUUACUGGUAAUGAGCUUAUCAAUUAUGUGCGUUCCUUCUAAGACUUGUGCCCCGUGUUGUGGCAGACUGAGACCUGUGUUUAUAUUCUCAAAGAGGGGUUUCAACCCAGUGAUGAUUUUGCAGUGGCUGACCUCAGAUCAGUGUCAUUUGUUUAAAAUGUUACCACUUUCUUUUUCCUGCCUAAUUAUUUUAUGGUGUCACAGGAGAAUUAGCUCCUCUUUUUUAAUUUAUUGUAAAGUUUUGUGCUUAUUUAAAAUAAUGAGUAUGAUUUUCAUGAAAGUCCAAAUUACUCGAUUUAUCGUAUAAUCACGCUCUUUCCCAACGGCGUCCGGAUCCCCGUGUACUGUUUGCUUUUCCGUGUGACUUUUGGACAUAAACUCAGUGUAUUUCCCUUGUCCUAUUUCACCUUCUGUGCCCCGUUACUACUAUGUUCAAGUUUUUAUUGAAAUAAGAGUCUCUUGAAAACUUGUAGACAUGACAGUAUGUCUUUCCUUAAAGCCUGGUAAGAUUAACAACGAGGCUGUUUAGACAAGGGUGUGUGUAAUCAAGGGUCUCUCAGCUGACAUCAGUUUCUACCCUCACAGUUAAACCUUUAGCACGCAGACGACUAGUGGCCGCUGACGGAGACUCGGUAGAGUCCGCGUUUAUUUGCGCGCCGAUUUUGUGCUCAUCCGUAAACUCUAGUGUGUAGGAACCACGCUUAGUGCAAGGAGCCUGUCCGAAAGUGUGUACUGAAAAUGAUGACCGUCGUGCAUAUCUUCCUGUCUGAACAUGCAUGCUCCUCCCCAGUGCGUCGUGAGACGUGUAGUGCACUGAACAAAAGUGCGUGUUCUUUUCUGUGUGUUUCUGCUAUGGUAUAAUGAACGCUGUUUCGUUGGACCAGUUGCGGUUUGGGGGAAAAGUGUUGCUUCUGUGCUUUGUAGAGUGUUGUAAAUGUUUUUUAACCUCUGUUCCCACGUUACGAUGUAGUUUUUAUUAGGUGAGCAUUUGCCCUCCGUCUCUGCUCAGGUAUUAACAUGUAGCAAUUUGGGGUGCUUUGUUUUUAAUUUGUCAUAUUCUGGUGUUCGGAACGUCCCAAAAUAAAUUUGGUGAAUAAGCACA